GAGUAAACAAAAGGCAAUAAAAAAACUCCACACUCUGUUUCCUUCCGCUGCCUCUCUGGCGCUCUCCGCCCCACGUUCAGUUAUGGCUGCCGUCACCAUCCAGUAGUUAAAUACGGUGGUUUUCCGCUCAUCUACUUCACCCAUCCCCCUCUACCUCCUUUUCCCCCUCUUCCUUCCUUUAUAACUCUCCCAACCAUACCGUUCUUUCUCUCCAUAGUAAUCUCCACCAUCGUCCUCACUUUCUCCGCCAAAAUCUCAACUCUAUAUCAAUCAGCCCAUUAACCCCCACUUUCUCAGUUCUCAAUUCCUUCCAUUUCCCCCGACCCCAAAACCCAGAUCCAAGCUCAGUCAAAGCUUCCUCCAAAAUGGAGCUCGACUUCCUCGACAAGCUGAAAGACCAGCCUUUCUAUCUCCGCCCGCUCUUCCUCCUAGGUUCCCUCACCGCCCUCAAAUUCUCCUUCGCCCUCCUCCAAUGGGUCUACGUCAAUUUCCUCCGCCAGGGGAAAAACCUCAAAAAGUACGGCUCUUGGGCGGUGGUCACCGGAGCCACGGACGGAAUCGGCAAGGGUUUUGCUCUCCAGCUUGCCCGAAAAGGAAUCAAUCUAGUCAUCGUCGGCCGGAACCCUGAUAAGCUCAAGGAGGUCACCGAUUCGAUCUCCGCGAAGUACGGUAAGGUUGAAAUCAAGACGGUGGUGGUCGAUUUCAGUGGGGACAUCGACGGCGGAGUGGAGAGGAUCAAGGAGACGAUAGAAGGGCUCGAUGUCGGGGUUCUGAUUAACAACGUUGGGGUUUCGUAUCCUUACGCGAGAUUCUUCCACGAGGUGGACGCGGAGCUGCUGAGGAAUUUGAUUAAGGUGAAUGUGGAAGGGACGACUAAAGUGACUCAGGCGGUUCUGCCUGUGAUGUUGAAGAGGAAGAAGGGCGCCAUUGUUAACAUUGGCUCUGGUGCUGCCAUUGUGAUCCCUUCGGAUCCUCUCUAUGCUGUUUAUGCUGCUACUAAAGCGGUACAUUGAUCAGUUCUCGAGAUGCCUUUAUGUUGAGUACAAGAAGAGUGGGAUUGAUGUGCAAUGUCAGGUUCCUUUAUACGUGGCCACAAAGAUGGCGUCGAUAAAGAGGUCUUCAUUCUUCGUUCCAUCAAACGAAGGCUACGCCAAAGCUGGACUGCGCUGGGUAGGGUACGAGCCUCGGUGCACGCCUUACUGGCCGCAUUCCCUUCUCUGGGCUCUUAUAAGCGCCAUCCCGGAAUCAGCCGUUGAUGCGUGGAGGCUGAAAUUCUGCAUGGCGAUCCGCAAGAGAGGACAGAAGAAAGACGCCAUGAAGAAAGACGAGUAAAGAAGCCAUCUUUGCCUAAGAGAACACAGAGCUGUGUAAUAGGAAAAUUCUUCUUCUUCUUCUUCUUCUUCUCUGCAUCAUUUUCCUUGCUGGUGGUUGGUUGAUAUUAGAUGGAGGGUGUUUUAGUGUCUAUUGCUGUCCAUUAACGUGUACUAGUUGGGAUGGGAAGUUGUUGGGAGUUGGAGGAAGGUUUUAUCUUUCUCAAUUUGGGAAUGAAUUUGAUUUAACGUUAGCAACAGUUUCAAGUUUCAUCUUUGUCCCAUGAGUGCAUGUUGCGUGUCUCCAGAAUCAUGGGAGGGGAAAGAGACACUAUCACGGUUUUGGGACAACCUUAAUUAAAAGCGGGCAGGUCCUCGUUGGCUUGCUGUUUUGUUGUUACAACUAACUAA
This is a messenger RNA of Linum tenue, 1721 nucleotides long. The record is from the annotation of a GenBank genome assembly. NCBI's taxonomy places the organism in Eukaryota, Viridiplantae, Streptophyta, Magnoliopsida, Malpighiales, Linaceae.